AGGUACAAAAUAGUUUAAAUAAAUUAGUGUGCUCUGUUUAUGAUUCUUCCAAGGCUACCAUGACAUGCUUGUCUAGUCCCAAAAGGUGUGACACAGGUACAUCAUUUAGAAAAGGACCUAUGAAGCAAAAGAAGGUGAUUUUAAAGAGAGAUGACAAGGCACCACCAAAGGAGCCAUCUUUGCUUAAACACCUCUCUGGAAAAGAUGGCACUACGACCAGUAGCAUCUUACUUCAGGAAGAACCCCCAGACCAGUCACCAAACAGACAGGCCGUGCCAUUGGAUGCACCAAUCAAGCUUCCAAAUCAGGUAAGUGCAACUAUCCCUUGUUCGAUAAUCAAUGAUUUGGAUAUUAUGCAUACUGAUUUAUUAUGCCCUGAUAAGUUUGAAGAAAGACUAGGGUGCUUAGAAAAUUAUGUGGAACAUAAUCCUUGUCUUAGAUCCCACUUAGAGAAGAAGCAAGAAAAUUUUUCAUCUACUGAAAUUGGAACUCAUCAAACCGAUUUAUAUGUUGAAAAUUCCAUGACUGCCAUAACACACUUGUCUUUUGCCAAAGAAGUUGAGUUUAUGACAGGAACAAAAGCUGAAAAUUCUGGAGAUAUUUCCAAGGCUAAGUUCAUACCAGGCCGGACCAGAGGUUAUACAGUUUCGAGGUCGAAACCUUUUCAAGGGGGAGGGAAUGUUGCGGGCACAGAAACCGUACCUGAACCGAAGCUCAGCCAGAUAAGCAACAACUGCCUCAAUAGAGCUACCCGCGACCAAGGGUCAUUCAAAGAAGUGCAUCUCAACCACCAGAAGGAAUUUUGGCAUGAAACCAAUUUUACAAGAAGACCAGCUCAACCAUUCAUCACUGCAGCGUGGAAUUACAAGAAACGCUUCACGGAGGAAGAAGUUAUGAAUUUUACAAGUUGGAGGUUUCCCAGCCCAUCCGUGUGCGAGUAUCGGCCCUUAAAAGAGAAACUAAGCCAAACCAAGAAGCGGCCCGGGCCAAAAUAAAUUAUGGAUCUCAAGAGGGAUCUUUUGUGGAUCCAACAAGCCAAGAAUCAGGAGAAAAGGCCCAGUGAAGUUGAAGAUAUAACCAUUUUCCCAGAACCGGUUAUAAGAAGCCAAGUAUGGAAAGAUUGUAAAAUCAAUUCGGUCAACAAUCUCCAAACCAAGAUUACUCAACCAAGGAAACUUCCACACGAUCCAAGACAUCCAGAGGACACAUCCCACGAUCCAGAAGAGCCUUACAUGAUUUUACCAUACACCAGAAAGCAUGGGAAUAAGAAGACCUUCAUUUCGGGUAACUUGCGUUUUUCGGAUUCAUUCUUGCUUGGAGGAGUUAAGGACCAACGUCUCUUUCCAUUUGAACCAGAAGAUACCAAGUUCAAUGUGAGUUUAUUCAGCAACCAGAGACCCUUAUUUCGUGGAUACAAAACCAAGAUAUCAAGAUACAAGAUCAGACCUUCCAAAGCUACAAAUCAGCCUAACGGCUAGUCUAUUGAAGACAAAGACCAUCAGCUUUAUUUUCUUGUAUUUUCUUUCCUUUUCUAGAGUAUUAGAACGUUGUAGUUGAGACCAGGUCGAGCCUAUAUAAGCUCAGGUCAUAGUUCAUUGUAAGACCCCUUGAUCAUUUUUAAAGUAAUAAGAAAUCGUUUUCUUUUAAACAAAGUUGUGUAUUCUUUGUUGUUAUUUCUCUAGUUCUUUGUGUGUGAUUCACUAAGUCCUAAAGAAGCCACGUCCAGGGAGCCUUGUGUGAUUCAAGACCAUCUGCUCGUCCAUUGAUUGAGAAAGUCAAUCUAUAUCCAUCUAUCCAUUCCAUCCAUCGAUCCAGCUUGGAAGAGAUUCAUAUCAAGCAAGCCGGAUUCCAUCCUCAGUCCAUUCUCCAUCCACUGAUGCUUGUUGAGAGAGACACACGUCCAGCAACAAAGAUCCCAUCAUCCAUCUUUCUAUCCUUCUUAUUUGAAUUGUUUUCAUUUUUGCAUAUCAUUUAGUUUUGAAUCUUAAAAGAAAAUCCAUAAGAAUCAUAUUUGCUUCAGUUUAUCAUUUCUUAGAUAGUUUAUUUUAUGUUCUUCAUAUAGAAAUAAUAAAACUCAUAAAAAGGUUCAUCCUUGUUUCAGGUAUAAACUGGCCGUGCCAUUCCUCCACCGCAGCCGUCUAGCCGAUCUUCCAUCUGUCCGUCCGUCCGAUCUGUCCAAGCCGAACCAAAACCAAACCUCAGUCAAGCCAUCCGUGUAGUCUGAAUCCCAGCCUGCAACACUUUCUCACUAAUUUAUCUUGUUUAUGCAGGUUUUUCAUCACAUGGUUCUCAUCUUCCUCUUCUUUAAAGGUAGAUCUAUUAAUUUUAGAUAUGUAUUUUUGAGUGUUCUAUAAAGGUAGAUCUAUCUAAUCUUCCACUCAUGUUCUUUGUUUUUAACCCAUUUGAACGUUUUUUGAUAUGCAGGUUUUCUCAAAUCUAGAAAUACAAGUUUUUCAGAUCUGGAAGACUUCUGGGCUAGAAGACUUCCAGACGACUUCUAGGAAGUCUUCCUGACGACUUCCAAGAAGUCUUCCAGACGACUUCCAGGAAGUCUUCCAGACGACUUCCAGGAAGUCUUCUGACGGAGUCUUCUCCCUUGUCUCCCUUUCAUAAUAGAUCUGAGCGUUUUAGUAAGUUUUUAUGUCUGAUUUUUAUUCAUUUGGUAACCUCCUGUUGCAUAAAGUUCAUACCUUUUUCCCAAACUAAAACACUCCAAACCCAUUCUAAUCUCUUUGACUUGAAAACACUAAACUUUAUAUGAAUUUUUCAUUUUUGGCUCAUGUUUUUCUCACUAAUCUAUCUUUUUGUUAUAGGUUUUUAAUCAGAUGGUUCUCAUCUUCCACUUGGAUAUGUACUUUGUGUGUUCAAUAAAAAUAUAUCUAUCUAAUUUUCCACUCGUUUUCUCUAUUUUUAAGCCAUUUGAACGUUUUUUGAUAUGAUAUGCAGGUUUUUCAGAUUUGAGUUUGAUAUACAUGUUUUUCAGAUCUGGAUUAGACUUUUGGAAGACUUAUGGAAAGUCUUCUUGGAAAUCUUCUAAAAUAUAAUGCGCUAGAAGACUUCCAGUUAGACUUCUUUCAGAAGACUUUAAAGUAGUCUUUUAGGAAGUCUUCUGACGGAGUCUUCUUCCAUAUCAAAUGGAAUUUAAACUUGUCUUUGUAGAUGAAUGUUCUAUAAUAGUUUUGUUUGUGGUAUGUUUUGUGUUUUGCAUGUGUACUCCUUUAGUUGUGACUUUUUUUUGUAAAUUUGAAGAGAUAUUAAUAAAAAAUUUUGGUAAAUAUGUUCAUUUUUCCACAAUAUUAUCUUGCCAAAAUUACUUGACAUACAACUUCAAUAGCAAAACACAAUAACAUAAAAAAUUAAUCAAAUUUAUUACAACUAAGGGAGAAGAAUUCUCACGAAAAAUUAGUCAAAUUCACAAAAUAUAAAAUAUUACAUAAGUUCAAAGAUAGAACACGAUAACCCAAUGAUUUUAUUUAGUCUUCAAAUGCAUAAGAUCAAUGUUUUCUUAAAUUUGUCGAGAUCUCUAUAGAUCUACUGAAAAUAAGAAAUAAAGAGAAAACUCUAAAUUUUAUUAGUCAAAUCUUAAACUGAAUACUAUAAAUGGCUAUAUAUAAGAACCAUAAAUCUCUAAAACCCUAAAAUAUUAUUAUCUAGAUUUAAAAUAAUUGAUAAAAUAUUUAAAUAUUUCCAAAUAUCUAUUUGCAUCAUGGACUCAAUCUUAGAUUUCGUGGGUGUCAUAAAUUAGACUUUGGCCCAGAAUUAAAAUAAUUUUAAGAAAAAUUAGUAAAAAAGCAACACAACAUACCAAGGUUAGGUGGGACAAAUGCGCAUAAUGUUACAUAUAACAUGGCCAAAACGAAACGACACAUGCAUAAAAAUUUAAUGCAUGAGGGAACAAAACAGAACACACGAAAUAACAUUAACACUCAUUGUUGUUGCAAUCAUCUUGUUGCUCGAUAUCAGAAGCAGCCUCGUAGUAGUCCUCAUGAUCUCCCCCAAAGCUAUCAAUCCCACAAGGAGCAUGACCAUUCCCAAAAGCCUUGACGUGGUCCUUAAGAGACCUCUUGUGUUUAAAAUCCGAGCCACAUGAGCAAUACCAAAGUUUACCGCAAUUCUUCUCAUGCGUUCUCCAAUCUCCUUUCACUGCAAAGGCUUUGCCACACCUGCGACAAGCAAAAGGUCUAGAUCCGUGUUUGCGUUUGUAAUGUGUUUGGAGGGUUCGAAAGUCCUUGAGAGGCUUGGCUCGUGGGUGGUCAAUGUUGUUCUUGCAGCCUGGCGCACAGCAGAAACAUGGUAGUCUUAGCAUUCCUGUUGGUUGUGUUCCUCUAAGUGACUCUGGUCCCUUUCUGUAUUGUGAACCGUGUCCCCACAUGUGCAUCUAUAAUGAAAACGUUUUUAUGUCACCAAUCAUAAAUGAGUCAUCAUCAGUAUUAGAAAGUAUUGGUUUAAAUCUUUUUAAGUUUAGGAUAAAUACUAUUGUUGUGAGGUAUUUCAUCAAUCAUAAAUGUGAAAAACACUAUAUGUAAAGUUAUGUACAUAUACAGUCCUCUUUAUUUCAUGUUAAAGUUUGCUUUUGGCAUGAAAUAACUAGUCCCACAUAAUUAUUAGCUGUUUGUCUAUCUUUUGGCCUUUUGGGUAGUAUUACUCUCUUACUAGUAUAUAUCCCUGUUCGAAAACGCGGCCGCCUAGCCGCCUAGGCGGCCGCUUAGGCGUUGCUCGGAGUCCAACCGCCGCGAUUAUGACCUGAUCGGUCACACUAGGCGCUGGACCGCGUUAACACGCUUUGACCGCGUAUUAUCCGCGUUGACCGCGUAAUAUUACCAGUCUUAAACGCUUAAAACUCAAAAAAAAUUGAACUAUUGGGCCUACAGCAGGUUUAUGGAAACCCAAUUGCAAGUUAUAAUGAUGGCAACUCUAAAUGAGUAUUUAUAGGCGUCUUUAGCAUCACCCCUCCUUAUGUUUAACCGAUGUGGGACUUUGUUUCAUAGGUGUUUUU
Molecule: messenger RNA, 4996 nt
Organism: Brassica rapa (field mustard)
Lineage: Eukaryota; Viridiplantae; Streptophyta; Magnoliopsida; Brassicales; Brassicaceae
Source: RefSeq, a predicted model, not a curated record